Molecule: messenger RNA, 180 nt
Organism: Phycomyces blakesleeanus NRRL 1555(-)
Lineage: Eukaryota; Fungi; Mucoromycota; Mucoromycetes; Mucorales; Phycomycetaceae
Product: copper fist DNA-binding transcription factor
Exons: 1
Coding region: 1-180 (59 amino acids)
Biological process (GO): intracellular iron ion homeostasis; intracellular copper ion homeostasis; positive regulation of transcription by RNA polymerase II
Cellular component (GO): nucleus
Molecular function (GO): copper ion binding; DNA-binding transcription factor activity, RNA polymerase II-specific; RNA polymerase II cis-regulatory region sequence-specific DNA binding
Source: RefSeq, a predicted model, not a curated record
AUGAGUUGUAUAAGAGGUCAUCGUGUAAAACGAUGCCAGCAUCAUGAUCGUAAACUUGUACCUAUAACUAAGCCUGGUAGACAAAUUAGUCAAUGCUCACAUUGCCGGGAUCUACGAUUGACACACAAAACUCAUGUAAAGUGUAAUUGUGCGAUUGCUCAAGGUAAAGAAUAUUGCUAG